CCCAGCAUAGGAAUCAAACUCCUGACCCUGAGAUUAAGAGUCCCAUGCUUUACCAACUGAACUGCCCCAGCAGUCAAUUAACCCAUUUCCUUUUUAUUUGAGAGCCCUUUUGAAAACCUUGCUUAGAAGCCAGAUAUUUUGGACUACAUCUCCCAUCAGCCCCAGCCGGCCAUGAAGGCUAAGGCAAAGUCUUCUCUAGCUACUUCCUUGUAGAUUCCAGAUGACUGUGCAAAGAAGCGCCUAGAUUUGCUCAGGCCACGCCUAUCCCCGCCUCCAGAAGUCGAGACUAUGCUUCCGACAGUCUCCUUCUAUCUUAGGCAACACACUCUUGAGCGGUUAAACCACGCCGGUCCUGACAAACCAGUCUCCUUCAUCUCUGCUCCUCAGCAGAUUCAACAGGAUGCCCGGCUGACUCCUAAGGAUGCCCAGAGCCGCAGUGAAGCUCAUAGUCACCGGAGAUGACUUUGGCUACUGCCCAAGAAGAAACCAAGGCAUCGUGGAGUCUUUUCUCUCCGGCGGCGUGUCCAACGUGUCCCUCCUGGUGAACGGCAGCGCUGCGUCCGAUGCAGCACAACUGGCGAGGAGGUAUCACAUUCCAAUAGGGCUCCAUGCCAACCUUUCUGAGGGCUCUCCUGUUUGUCCGGCGUUGAAAGCGAAGUCCACAUUGCUCAACGAAGAAGGGUUUUUCCACGGAAAGAUGGGGAUCCGGAGAGCGUUAGCCGAUGGUCUCCUGAACAUGUCUGAGGUGAAACACGAACUAACUGCGCAGGUUGACUUGUUCCGUGAGCUCACAGGUCACCUGCCUCAACACAUGGACGGACACCAGCAUGUUCACGUCCUCCCAGAGAUCAGAAACGUAUUUGCACAGGUGCUGGAGGAUUACGGGAUCACCUAUACUCGAGUCCCCAUCGAGCCAGACCUUCCCCGCUGCGAUUGGAUAGACCCACACUUAAUGGCCUUUUACCUGGGCGUGGAGAAGGACUCCCUAAACACAGUGGAUGUGUUUAGGAAACACAGAAUAAGGUGGCCAGAUAUAUAUAUAGGCCUCAGCACCAUGGGCAAAAACAUGUCCAUCGCCAACAUCCUGGGGGCCAUUGAUAACGCUACAGCGGCUUACCUGCCGGAAGAAGAUUCCUCCAUUCCUCCUGGCUCGCCGUCAUGCUCAGAUCAAGAAACCAGAAGUGUAACCAUUGAGCUGAUGACGCAUCCAGGAUACCCUAGCGUCCCGCCAGUUGGGGGCUGCGGCGAGGGACCCGACGAUUUCUCGCAGUCCUGGGAACGCUUGCACGAACUUGAGACGCUCAAGAAAGCAGAGUUGCAGAGCCACUACAGGACAAGGAACAUCCAGCUCUGCGCAUUUAAAGACCUUGGGAUGUGAUGCUGCAGUUGUUGCUGGCUGGGCUGGGCCAGGCUAAGCGUGAUGCUGAGUGAGGUGCAGAGUUAAGAACCAACAUCCCCCCCCCCAGUAGACCGCGUGGUGUGGCACAGAGGCUCCCUUUGCAAGGAGAGCUUCCACCCUUUGCAGCUCAGGACAGAGGUGGUGCCCCAUUUUCACAGCACUGGGGAGCAGAAGUUGUAUCCCUAGGAAGGGAAAGCUUGGACAGUAACAAGACCAGCAGGGUAGGAUCUAUAGAGAAGAUGGUUUUGGAGCAGGAAAGAUUGCAUAGGAAACUAUAUGGGUCUGUCGUUGUGGGUUGGGUUUCUGGUUUGAACUCUGAUAUAGAAAAAUACAUAUUUGGAUCUGCCAAUUCAACAUGCUAUUAGUCUACAGCAGGCAUGGCCAAUCGCAGGGUGUCUCUGGUUGAUCACGGUAUUCUGAUCGAUGGCCCCUCUCCCCCCAUAAAGCUCAACAACUGUGGUCAAUUCAAUGGGUAGAUCACUGCCAGUUUUUUUAUAGUGGGAGUAGAUCACGGUCUUCUGGAAGUUGGACGUGCCUGGUCUACAGAUAUUGGUCCAUUAUCCAGGGGAUUCAAAGCAGGGAGUGUGUGAACUCAGCACAAAGCGUAAAUAAACACUCUUCACUAAGGUCAGCCACCUGCCUCGCCAAUAAAAGCUGAAGUGGACCACGUACAUAAAUUGUGGGGAA
Messenger RNA from Podarcis muralis (Common wall lizard), 2086 nucleotides. It is a transcript of the gene YDJC, whose product is annotated as YdjC chitooligosaccharide deacetylase homolog. NCBI's taxonomy places the organism in Eukaryota, Metazoa, Chordata, Lepidosauria, Squamata, Lacertidae. The record is from RefSeq and is a predicted model, not a curated record. Gene Ontology annotation, biological process: carbohydrate metabolic process. Gene Ontology annotation, molecular function: deacetylase activity.